Molecule: messenger RNA, 3257 nt
Organism: Ictalurus furcatus (blue catfish)
Lineage: Eukaryota; Metazoa; Chordata; Actinopteri; Siluriformes; Ictaluridae
Product: tripartite motif-containing protein 16-like
Exons: 6
Coding region: 62-1771 (569 amino acids)
Molecular function (GO): zinc ion binding; protein binding
Source: RefSeq, a predicted model, not a curated record
UCUGUCUCUCUCGCUUUCUCUCUCUCUCUCUCUCUCUCUGUCAGUGUGUGAGUUCAGGAAAAUGGCCGAGGCCAGUAUUUCAGUAGAUCAGGAUCAGUUCAUCUGUCCAGUUUGUCUGGAUCUAUUGAAGGAUCCAGUGGCAAUCCCCUGUGGUCACAGUUUCUGUAAGGUGUGUAUUAAUGACUGCUGGGAUCAGGAAGAUAAGAGCGGAGUGUAUCGCUGUCCUCAGUGCAGAGACACUUUCACUCCAAGGCCUGUUCUACGCAGAAACAACAUGCUGGCUGAAGUGGUGGAGAAACUGAAGAAGACUGAAGUCCAAGCUGCUUCUCAUGCUCACUGUUACGCUGGACCUGGAGAUGUGGAGUGUGAUUUCUGCACCGGGAGAAAACACAAAGCCGUCAAGUCCUGUCUGAUAUGUCUGGCCUCCUUUUGUGAAACUCAUCUGAAACCUCACUAUGAAGUUCUUGGUUUGAAAAAGCACAAGUUAGUCGAAGCUUCUGGAAAUCUACAAGAGAAGAUCUGCUCUGAGCAUGAUAAAGUGCUGGAGAUCUACUGUCGUACUGACCAAAGCUUCAUCUGUUUUCUGUGUAUGAUGGAAGAACACAAAAGCCACGACACCGUCUCAGUUAAAGCGUACAGAACUGAAAAACAGAGUGAGUUAAAGGAGGAGCAGAUGAAAUCCCAGCAGAGAAUCCAGGAGAAGCAGAAGAAGGUGCAGGAGCUGAAACAGGCUGUGAACACUAUAAAGCUCAGUGCACAGACAGCGGUGGAGGACAGUGAGGGGAUCUUUACUGAGAUGAUCAGCUCCAUGGAGAAAAGGCGCUCGGAGGUGACGGAGCGGAUCAGAGCUCAGGAGAAGGCUGAACUGAGUCGAGCUGAACGACUCCUGGAGCAACUGGAGCAGGAGAUCGCUGAUCUUCAGAGGAGAGUCACUGAGCUGGAGCAGCUUUCACACACACACGAUCACCUCCACUUCCUCCAGGAAAUAAAGGUUUUAGUCUCCGGCCGUCGCUCGCCCGAAUCUAUUAGAUCAGAGUUUCAGUCUGAUCUCAGUGAGGACUCACGCAGCAUCACUGUCAAUCAACAUCUCUCAUUUGAUGGAGUGAGGAAAUCUCUCUCUGCUCUGAAAAAGAGACUCGAGGAAUUCUGCCAGGAGGAAUUCAUCAGAAUCCCUGAACACGCUGCAGCAGAUCAGAUCAUUUUACCCUCAGAACCAAAGAGCAGAGAAGAUUUUCUGCACUAUUUCUGUGAUCUGACUCUGGAUCCCAACACAGUAAAUUAUUACCUCAUUCUGUCUGAGAGGAACAGAGCGGUGAUGGGCAGUAAGAGAAAGCAGCAAUACUCUGAUCAUCCAGAGAGAUUUGACUACUCCUAUCAGGUGUUGAGUAAGGAGAGUGUGUGUGGACGCUGUUACUGGGAGGUGGAGUGGAGGGGUGCUGGUGUGUACAUGUCAGUUUCAUAUAAAGAUAUCAGCAGGAAAGGACGGGGUAAUCAGUGUGUGUUUGGAGGUAGUGACCAGUCCUGGAGUCUGUGGUGUUCUUCUUCUUCUCUCUAUUUCUGGCACAACAAUAUUAGGAGUGAUCUCCGAGUUCCAUCAUCCUCCAGAAUAGGAGUGUAUGUGGAUCACAGUGCAGGAACUCUGUCCUUCUACAGCAUCUCUGACACGAUGAAGCUCCUCCACAGAGUCCACACCACAUUCACUCAGCCUCUAUACGUUGGAUUCCUAGUGCUUUAUAAAGGAUCAACUGUGAGAUUAUGCGAUCCAAAAUAAAAUAUUAGUAAUGUGAUUUGUUUUAUUUAAAUGAGCAACUUUACUUUUUUAUAUCAAGCUUAAUUCCAAUGAAAUAUGAGUCAUUUAUUUGUGAUUUCCCAAUAUUUUAGAUCUUUCCUCUGUCUUUUAGGAGAUUUCAAUGUUAUACUUUAGUGCUUGAAAGUUUGUGAACCCUUUAGAAUUUUCUGUAUAUCUGCAUAAGACCUAAAACAUCACCAGAUUUUCACAAAUCCUAAAAGUAGAAACUAUUACACUUGGUCAUUUAUUUAUUGAGGAAAAUGAUCCAAUAUUACAUAUCUGUGAGUGGCAAAAGUAUGAGAACCUUUGCUUUCAGUAUCUGGUGUGACCCCCUUGUGCAUUAAUAACUGCAGAUAAACGUUUGGGGUAACUGUUGAUCAGUCCUGCACAUCGGCUUGGAGGAAUUUUAGCCCGGUCCUCAGUACAGAACAGCUUCAACUCUGGGAUGUUGGUGGGUUUCCUCACAUGAACUGUUUGCUUCAGGUUCUUCCCCAAUAUUUCUACUGGAUUAAGGUCAGGACUUUAACUUGGCCAUUCCAAAACAUUAACUUUAUUCUUCUUUAACCAUUGUUUGGUAGAACGAUUUGUGUGCUCAGGAUCGUCGUCUUGCUGCAUGACUCACUUUCUCUUGAGAUUUAGUUCAUGAACAGACUUCCUGACAUAUUCCUAUAGAAUUCACUGGUAUAAUUCAGAAUUCAUUGUUCCAUCAAUGAUGGCGAGGCGUCCUGCCCAGAUGCAGCAAAACAGCCAUGACACUACCACCACCAUGUUUCACAGAUGGGAUAAGGUUCUUCUGCUGGAAUGUAGUAAUGUAGUGUUUUCCUUUCUCCAAACAUAAUGCUAAUAUUAUAUUUUGGUCUCAUCCAUCCACAGAACAUUUUUUUUCAGUAGCCUUCUGGCUUCUCCAUGUGAUCUUUAGCAAACUGCAGAGGGGCAGCAAUGUGCUUUCUCCUUGCAGCCCUGCCAUGUACACCAUUGUUGUUCAGUGUGCUCCUGAUGGUGGACUCAUGAACAUUAACAUUCGCCAAUGUGAGGGAGGCCUUUAGUUGCUAAGUAUUUACCCUGGGCUCCAUUGUGACCUCGUGGACUAUUACACAUCUUGCUCUUGAAGUGAUCUUUGUUGGUCUCCACUCCAGGAGAGGGUAACAGUAGUCUUCAAUUUCCUCCAUUUGUACACAAUCUCUCUGACUGUAGAUUGGUGGAGUCCAAAGUCUUUAGAUAUGGUUUUGUAUCCUUUUCCAACCUGAUGAGCAUCAACAACUCUGAGGUCCUCAGAAAUCUCCUUUGUUCGUGCCAUGAUUUACUUCCACAAACAUGUGUCGUGAAGAUCAGAUUCUGAUAGAUCCCUGUUCUUUAAAUAAAACAGAGCGCUCACUCACACCUGAUCAUCAUCCCACUGAUUGAAAACACCUGACUUUAAUUUCACCUUCAAAUUAACUGCUAAUCCUAGAGUUUCACAUACUUUUGC